AAUCGAGUCUUUAAUCCUCUCCGGUAGGCCGCAAAGCCUCCCCCCCAUUCCGUUCUCCCCUCGCCGCAAUCCUCAGCUCCGCCCCCGCCCCCGGCCCCGGCUGCGGCGCCGAUGGGGUACGUGCUGUCGGCGGUGGCGAGGGUGCUGGAGCAGCCGACGGCGUGGGGCGCGGCCUGCGAGAUGGCGCUGCUCGCGGGGCCGCUCUGGGCGGCGGCCCUCGUCGGCCUCCUGCUCGGCUGGGCCUGGCGCCCACGCUGGGCCGCCGGCAUCGUCGCCCCCGCCGCCGACCCGCCGCAGGUCGCCACGCUCGACUUCUGGAGGGCCCAGCUCCCCGCCCGCAUCCGCGGCCCGCUCGACUACCUCGCCGGCGCGCGGCGGCAGCAGGAGCAGGAGCAGGAGGACGACGAGGCUUCCCUGCAAGGGUCGUCGGAGAUGGCGAACGAGGAGCUGGCGGUGGGGAAGGCUGACCUGGUGAACCUCUGGAGGCUGGUGGAGGGCAACGACGGCGGCCCGGCGUGGAUCAAGAUGAUGGAGAAGGCGCUGCCCAACAUGACCUACCAGGCCUGGAGGAGGGAUCCCCAGAAUGGGCCUCCGCAGUACCAGAGCAGCACAAUCUUUGAGAAUGCAACCCCGGAUGAAGUAAGAGACUUUUUUGGAGACGAUGAGUUCCGGAUGUCCAACAAGUGGGACGAUAUGCUCAUCUCUCACCAGACGCUGGAGGAGUGUCAGACAACCGGGAUGAUGAAAGUGCAUUGGGUUCGCAAGUUCCCCUUCUUCUGUAGUGACAGGGAGUACAUCAUUGGUCGCCGGAUAUGGAAACUGGGAAGCGCAUACUAUUGUGUUACAAAGGGUGUGCCAUGUUCAUCCAUCCCGCGGCGCAGCAAACCUCGCAGAGUAGAUUUGUAUUACUCAAGCUGGUGCAUCCGUGCAGUGGAGUCAAGACGAGGGAACGGUGGAUCGACUGCCUGCGAGAUCCUCUUGUUCCACCAUGAGGAUAUGGGCAUCCCCUAUGAGCUUGCAAAGAUUGGCAUUCGGCAGGGCAUGUGGGGAUGUGUGAAGAGAAUCGAACCUGGACUCCGUGCCUAUCAGAAAGCCAGGGCUGCUGGGGAACCACCUUCGCCGAGUGCCUUGAUGGCACGGAUCAACACCAAGGUCAGCGACAAUUUUGUCCGAGGAAUGGAGUCAAACAGUGACCAAUCAGACAUCAUGGAAGCCGAAGAGAAACCUGUGAAAAACCGGAUGGCGAGGUUCCUUGUGCUCGGCGGGGCUGUGGCUUUAGCCUGUACUCUCGACCAAGGGCUCCUGACAAAGGCUCUCAUCUUUGGCGUUGCACGGAAGUUUGUGGGGCAGAGGAAUACAUUGUAGGAUCUGACAUCUUCCUCAGGAUCCUCUGAGCCAAUUUGCGUGGAGAGAAUGGAGAUGAUCUGGCUAACUGUAGCACAUGCCGUUGACGGCAGAUGAAGGACAUUGGUGUAUAUAUGCUGCCGGCGGUCGAUGGGAGAGGGAGAGGCAACGGAGUAAAAAGAUGUAAUUUACAUUUGGAAAAGGGAUUCCAGCUAUAUAUGAAUUUUUUAUCUUUGUUUCAUGCGAUCUUCUAUGUGAACUGGAUAUAUGAGAAACCGUAAAUCAGAAUGUAAUUACUUUUUUGGUUC
Triticum urartu is the source of this 1652-nucleotide messenger RNA. RefSeq lists its product as uncharacterized. Lineage: Eukaryota; Viridiplantae; Streptophyta; Magnoliopsida; Poales; Poaceae. Gene Ontology annotation, molecular function: lipid binding. The record is from RefSeq and is a predicted model, not a curated record.